CAGCUACUUCCGGUCAGCGCUCUUGCUGAGGGGAGGGGAGGCUAGUGGCGCAGCUUCCGCUAUGCACCCCGCCCCCUCCCUCCUCCCGGCCCCGUUUCCGGUCUUGCUCAGGGGGGCGGGGGAGGGGUGACGGUCAGAGUCGAGUGGCUGCGCACGGGCCUGCAGUGACCCGCUCCCCUCGCUCCGGAGGAGGUUCUAUUGAUCUCUGAAGGUUGGGGCUUGAGCCCUGCUGGAUAGAAAAGCUGUCUUUUCACAGCCAUGCUAACUGCGGGAUGAAGCUGGAGGCUGUUGUUGAGCAGCUGCAGAAGCAGCAGCAGCAACAGCAGCAAGGUCCUCUGCAGAUGGAUUCCAGAGAGAGACAGCAGAGGCAGAUGAGAGAAGCCCAGCAGCUUUAUACUCAGCAGCUGGCAGCACAGCAGGCUGUUCUAGCAGCCACAUCUGGCAGGGCUUCGGGCAGCACAGCACUUGGUCCUUUGGCCAAACUCCCACCUGUAGUUGGGGCCACCCGAGCUUUUGAUCAGAGCAGUGUGACCUCAGAGCCGGAGGAGGAGGAGGAGGAAGAGGAUGAAGAGGAAGAGGGUUUGGAAGAUGGAGAUCUUGAGGAGGACACUGAAAUGACUGGGAAAGAUGCCUGUUCUACUUUGAAGUAUUUUCAUUCUCAGAAAGUUGCCCAUCACAACCAAAGAGUGGUGUCUACUCUUCCAGCCCCAGGACUUCAGCGGGGACAGCAGGGAAAGGAGGAACAGGGUAAAGACACUACUAAACAAUCGUAUUCUGGUUCCCCAUCUGGGCGGCAGACCUGGAGAAUGGAUGAGCAGCUCAAGCAGAAUGGAAGUCUGACUUGGAGCGAAGAAGCUGACGGAGGCCGAGGAAGAGAAAUCUCUCGAGAUUUUGCCAAGCUGUACGAACUGGAUAGUGACCCUGAACGGAAGGAGUUCCUGGAUGACCUCUUCAUCUUUAUGCAAAAGAGGGGAACUCCCAUCAAUCGGAUCCCCAUCAUGGCGAAGCAGAUCCUGGAUCUCUAUAUGCUCUACAAACUGGUGACUGAGAAAGGGGGGCUGGUGGAAAUCAUAAACAAGAAGAUAUGGCGGGAGAUCACCAAAGGCCUUAACCUGCCCACCUCCAUCACCAGUGCAGCGUUUACACUUCGGACCCAGUAUAUGAAGUACUUAUAUGCCUACGAAUGUGAGAAGAAGUCCCUUAGCUCUCCUGCUGAGCUGCAGGCUGCGAUCGAUGGCAACAGGCGGGAAGGCAGACGGCCCAGCUACAGCUCCUCCUUGUUCAGUUAUUCACCCACCACCACAGGGCCUCCUUCCCUCCUGUCUCCUCCAAAGAUCCGCUUCCCGAUCAUCGGCCUGACCCCAGGCAGUGGAACCAGCAACUCCCGUCUCUCUCCAGCGGCAGCUCUCAGGAAAGGCGAUGGCAUCCCUCUGACUGUGUCCAUGCCAAAUCGCAUUGCCAUGCCAGUGACCUUGGCUAACCAGCAGGCAACUGUAGCAGCAAGGACGGCCACUUUGGAACAGCUGCGGGAAAGGCUGGAGGCUGGAGAGCCGCCGGAGAAGAAACUCUCACGGAUGACAGAGGAGGAGCAGCGGCUUGUCCAGCAGGCACUUCAGCGCAACCUGUUCAGUGUGGCACGGCAGAUCCCCAUGAAGAUCAAAAUCAAUGGCAGGGAAGAUAAACCAGAUGCCGCGGCGGCGGCGGCGGCAUUGCAUUUGUCACCCAGCGGCAUUGGGAGUAUUAACAUGUCUGUGGAGAUUAACGGCACAAUCUAUGCUGGAGUUCUGUUUGCCCAGAAGCCCGUCGUCCAUCUAAUUGCAGGAUCCAGCACUCAAAGCACCUGCAGUAGCAGCAGCAGCUCCCACUGCUCUCCUAGCCCAACCUCGUCCAGGGGCACCCCCAGCGCAGAGCCCUCAACCAGCUGGUCUCUCUGAUGGAUGGGGGAGCGGGCUGUCUCUCUCAUUAGCCUCAGGCAGCUUUGCCCUCUCCGUUCAAGGCAGAGAGCGAGCCAGGAAGGAGUCGCACAGAUUACCUCAUCUCAAGGAACCUGCUCUGCGGUUGGUCAAUGGCCAGACGAUGAAACCUUCUGUGCUGGCGAGUUUGCAUUGCCUGUUUGUCCAGCUUUUUUGAUUAUUUUUUCAGGUUUGACUGUGUUCCUGCUGGGGGGUUGGGGCGAAGGGAAGGGGGCAUGCGGCAUUUUUCCAUCAGGGAUUGUCUCUAGGGGCUGUGGGUUUGCAGAUGACUGAGACAUCAUCAUGGCAGGCGGAAGGAGCAAGGAGGUAGUAGUUGGGGUGAGGGAAGGGUUCCUGUUCUCUAAUCAACAGCUGCGUGGACUUCCCUAAUAUAACAUAGUGUAUUGACAAUCCUACACCCAGAGCAACUUUGGUCUCUUUUCACCUUGUAUUUGUUCCCUCUUGCGGUCGCUUGCAGAGGAGUUGUGCAGGUUGAUAGCGAGCAAGUCUCAUCUAGUCGUCCAUUCUGUCUCCACUGUGUUCAGCCUCCUGAUGCUGUCUCCUGUGUGUUAGACUAGGCUGAAGGGCAAAUGGUCACUAAUGCUGGAUUCACAGGAGACUUGCAUGACUUCUUCCUCCUUUGGCAUCUACCUCUCUAGGGUCCUGGCAGCACAUGGAGGACUCUCCCACCUCUGUAUCUGAUACACCGAGAUGGAUACGGUCUUUAGUCCAGCUAGUCAUCUCCCAUGGCCAGUGCAAACCUGGACCCUACUGUUUUUUCCAGGCCUUUGCCCCGCCUAGUUUUAAAUGCCCCACCAAUGGCCCUUGCACUGCUUCCCUUGCGGGAGCAUUGGACAGGCUAAAUAAACUCACCACUGCAGCCUUUAUCUUGAUAGUCAUCCUGACUUUUCUGUUGCUUGAUGUCAUCCCUUUGCUCCUAGUUCUAGCCCCUUGGCCCUUGAUAGAACUGGGUUUGCACCAAAUGGUGAUUUCGUGCAGCGCUUCCUCUCCUGUGUGUUUCAUUAGCCUCUCCAUCCUGUCCCCACACAGACACAUCAGCUGCGGGCCACUGUCACCCAAAGGAGAUACGAGGUGAUGCUGGCAAUCUGCUGAGCUGUGUGUUUGUGUCUAUUCAUGUACUACACACUUUUUUCAGUUGGGCUCUUGCCAGGUAUCUUGCAGCAUACUCCAAAUCACAGCCAUCAUUCACAAGGCUCACCUGGGCUAAAGGGACAGAAGAGCUGGACCUGGGACAGCUCCACAUGGGUGCAUCCCAGUUGAAUGAGGACAUGGGCCUCUGGUUGCGGAGAGAGGGAGGAAAAUCUCCACCCAUUCCCAGUAAAUUCCCGAUGUGGGGAGCUAGGGCUGCUUUAGUCCAUCAUUCCUCCUUUGUCAGCCAAGUUAGUUCCUUGGCUCACUUCCAUUGACCCAGCUCCUUGCUGUUGCACUCCCCGCACGCAGGCACCCAUGCUGUCCUCUCCCCUCCCGCAGCACAUAGGACAGGUUCUUCCCUGCCCUGGUGACGUUCUCACAGUCUGUGGAUCUGAGCCUUCCCGCCCCCGCCCUGGUGAUGUCUCUUCCAUCAUGCAGGCCUGAGUCAGGUUCUUUUGAGCAGAUGAAAUACCUCAGAUAUGGACUUGUUAUUGUGUUACCUCUUCAGGAAGUAUUGGCAUAUCUUAAAGCUUGUUUUUAUAUGUG
This is a messenger RNA of Caretta caretta (loggerhead turtle), 3650 nucleotides long. RefSeq names its product AT-rich interaction domain 3B (gene ARID3B). Gene Ontology annotation, biological process: regulation of transcription by RNA polymerase II. The record is from RefSeq and is a predicted model, not a curated record. Gene Ontology annotation, molecular function: DNA binding. Lineage: Eukaryota; Metazoa; Chordata; Testudines; Cheloniidae. Gene Ontology annotation, cellular component: nucleus.